ACACGAUCUUUGGUUGAGCUAGCCGGCUAACUGUUAGCUAAGAGAGACGCCAUUAGUUGGGUGAAAAUCAGGCUUUGGCCACAGGGUGAAACGCGAUCUGUCUCUGGGUUUGGACUCGCUUCCCUCCGAGCUGCGAGUAGAUUCUGGUAGAAGUCGGGUCCGUGUGUGCUGUCGAGCUGUCCCUCUCAUGAUUUUAGCUCCUUUUUUGAAGUCGGAAGCCGAUGUGAGCUGCGCAGGACUUCAUUUCCGACUGGGUUAGCAUUAGCAGCGCUAGCCUUAAAACGCCCGUUUUGCGGAUAAAAGCGGAGGAUUUGUGCGAGUUUUAACUGCCAGCCAUGGCGGCGGCGAACAGCGGCAAGACCUAUUCGUUCAAGGUGGUGCUGCUCGGGGAGGGCUGCGUGGGGAAGACGUCGCUGGUGCUCAGAUACUGCGAGAACAAAUUCAACGACAAACACAUCACAACUCUACAGGCGUCCUUCCUCACAAAGAAGCUGAACAUCACAGGAAAAAGAGUAAACCUCGCCAUAUGGGACACAGCGGGUCAGGAGCGCUUCCACGCCUUAGGUCCCAUCUACUACAGAGACUCCAAUGGAGCCAUACUAGUGUACGACAUAACAGACGAAGACUCCUUUCAGAAGGUGAAGAACUGGGUGAAAGAGUUGAGGAAAAUGUUGGGCAACGAGAUUUGUUUAUGUAUAGUAGGUAAUAAAAUAGAUUUGGACAAAGACAGACAUGUUUCAGUGGAAGAGGCUGAGAGUUAUGCCGAGUCGGUGGGAGCCAAACACUACCACACAUCAGCCAAGCUAAAUAAAGGCAUCGAGGAACUCUUCCUGGAUCUGUGUAAAAGGAUGAUGGAAACUGCUCAGGCUGAGGAGAGGUUGAAGGGCAACGGAGCCAGCCAAUCAGCAUCGAGUAGGCGGGGUGUACAGAUUGUUGAUGAUGAACCACAGGCCACGCCCGCUGGAGGCUGCUGCUCCUCUGGCUAACACACACACAAGCACACACCUUCUCUCUGUGCUUGCAGACAUAAUAUCCACACACACAUUUUCCAGUGUCUGUCGGUCCGCUCUACUGUAAUCUGCUGUGUCCAUUCAGCGCCGCCUCUGCUGCUAAGGAGCAUGGGAAAUCAUAUUUAAAUUUGUUUAAUCUGUGUUCCCUCCAAAAUAAAAGUACCUGGAGUCCUUAUGAUUAAAAGGAGUGUGUGUUCAGUGAUUAAAUCACUUUCUUUAAUGAUAAUAACUCCCCAUGUUAGUUUGUCGUUGAUAAACGUCCAUCUGCAGCUGUUUGUGUGUUUGUACUAAACAUUAUUAAUAAAAGACAUGAAAUCAUUCUGAGGACAGAAAGUUGAGUCUCAGGCUUUUAACACAGAUUUUUGUUUUUGUGUAUUUGGGGGGAAAUAGGGGUUUAACGCACACACACCCAAGCGCACACACAUACAUAUAAUACUACCCCCAUUAAUCUUCAUGUUUAUCUGAAGUAUGUUUUCAAACUAAGAGGAGGAACACAGGACUGGCUGUUUGUGGUGCAGUGGCUCCACCUGCUGGUCAAAAGUUAAACUGCAGUGAAUUGGUAAAACAUCAAAAAUGAGUUUAAAUGUUUACUUUCAGGUGUUAAAACACUGAAAGAAUACAGGGUGUCGCUUUUCAUAACACGGCUGUCCAAUCCACAUUUUCUUUUUUAGAGGAAGACUCACACAAGCGGCUGUAAGACGAUGAAUAUAGAAGCUCAGCAGAGUCGGGUCACAUAAUUGCUAAAUGGUGCUGUGCAGAGUGACAUCACUUAGUCAGGUGGACAAGGACUCUACGGAGCAUGCUCUGUGGGUGCAGAACAAGCCCUCCGAGACCUUGAGCCACAUUUUAAUAGUGAAUUUUGUAAUUUGAUUUAAAGAGGGAAGAAAAUGUGUGAAGUCAGAUUUCGAUCGAAGCAGGAAGCUGUUAAACACAUUGCUAAGAAGCAGAACUGCAGUUAUAGAUUCCCAAAAUAAAAAUAAUAUAAAAACAGAUGUCUAAACUGAAUAAUAGAAAAGAAAUGUGGGAAAUGGAAAAUUUUGUUGCUGAAACAGAUUCUGUAUAUUGUAAAUGAAGUAAAACAAUCUUUUGCAUUAAAAGUGCUGAAAAAUCGAAAUUUAUUAAAAAAGGCUAUUCCUCACAUUUAGUCAGUUAUUACAUUUGAUCUGUAAUAUAGCCAGUAAAAUCUCAGAAAAGUGAUUAGUGACGUGUUUAGAUGACUUAAGUGUGAAAGUGUAAUGAUAUUUAGAGGUCCUAUUGGCAGGGAAGAAGGUCUUUAUGGUGUAAAGUAACAGUAAAUGGCACUUUUGGUGAUCAAAUGAUUAGAAAUGGGAAAUUAAAACAUUUUUGUUAAAUGAGGGAGCACUGCCUCAGUGUCUCAACUGAUUGUGCUUACAUCGCCCCCCAGUGGCAAUUCUGAGAAAGAAAAAAGGUAUUUAAUUUAAAAUUACUGAAAACUGAAACUCAGUUGAAUGUUCACAUUAGAGAAACUGGAGUACACGAUUCUUUCUCUUAUUUUUUGAAGAAAAAAAAAGAAGAAAACCCCAUGUUUUAAUGGGUUUUACACACACACACAGACACACACACUUAUUGAAUUGAUACUGUGCAUGUCUGAUUUCUGUAACCAAGUUUGUCUGACUUUUCGAAAAAAAAAUAAAAAGCACUGAUAACGCUGAAAA
Molecule: messenger RNA, 2686 nt
Organism: Neolamprologus brichardi
Lineage: Eukaryota; Metazoa; Chordata; Actinopteri; Cichliformes; Cichlidae
Gene: rab21
Product: RAB21, member RAS oncogene family
Biological process (GO): Rab protein signal transduction
Molecular function (GO): GTPase activity; GTP binding
Source: RefSeq, a predicted model, not a curated record